Messenger RNA from Cuscuta campestris, 1630 nucleotides. The record is from the annotation of a GenBank genome assembly. NCBI's taxonomy places the organism in Eukaryota, Viridiplantae, Streptophyta, Magnoliopsida, Solanales, Convolvulaceae.
AAACCCCAAAAUCCGCAAGCAUUCAGUUUUCACAAAUCUCCCCCACAGGCAUUGUUGAAAGAGAAAGUCCGAACUGUUGGGGCGUUUCUUCAUCUGAAAAUGGAGAAAAUCAGGAGACCAUCCCAUGCUGGUUCAUGGUACACUGAUAAUCCCCAGAAACUGGAACAAGAGCUUGAUGGGUGGCUGAAGGAGUCUGGUUUGGCAAAGUCAUCUGAUGUACGAGGUGUGAUUGCCCCCCAUGCAGGCUAUUCAUAUUCAGGCCGUGCAGCGGCUUUUGCUUUUGGGAACAUAGAUCCAGCAACCAUUUCUCGGGUUUUCUUGCUUGGGCCAUCACACCACUAUUACACUCCAAAAUGCGCACUUUCAACAGCAUCAGUUUACAGGACUCCCAUAGGAGAUUUACCUAUUGAUAUGGAAGUCACUGAGGAGCUAAAAGCGUCAGGGAAGUUUGAGUUGAUGGAUCUCAGAAUUGAUGAGGCUGAGCAUAGCAUGGAAAUGCACCUCCCAUAUCUUGCUAAAAUUUUUCACGGGUAUGCAGUGAAAGUAGUUCCUAUUUUGGUGGGUUCUCUUAAUUCUCAAACUGAAGCUAUGUAUGGAGGAUUGCUGGCAAAAUAUGUGGAUGAUCCAAGAAAUUUCUUUUCAGUAUCUUCAGAUUUUUGUCACUGGGGUUCCCGAUUCAAUUUCACACAUUAUGACAAAACACAUGGAGAAAUUUACAAGUCAAUUGAAGCAUUGGAUAAAAAGGGUAUGGAUAUCAUAGAAACAGGAGAUCCAGAUGCAUUUAAACAGUACUUGUCAGAGACUCACAAUACCAUUUGCGGACGCCAUCCAAUCAGUGUUUUCCUUCAUAUGGCAAAGAACUGCUCGACAAAGAUAAAUAUUAAAUUCCUUCGCUACGAGCAGUCCAGCCAGUGCAGAAGCAUGAGGGACAGCAGUGUGAGCUAUGCAGCAGCGGCAGCAGCCGAAGUUGAUUGUUGAACUUGGAAGAACAUCACAUGCAUCUUCACUGGCCUAUCUAUCAUUGUUGAACUCUUGUUAAUAAAUGUUUGAUUACAAUGUUUGCAUAUCUUCUAGUUCAAACAAGUAGUAUUUGCUUUGUUUGGCUUUCAUACAUUGUUUCAUUGACCAAUGGGGAGUGGAAUGAAUGGAUCUGGAAGUGGAGAAAGAAUGUAGUGUUUCAGACAUUCAUUCAUUCUCAGCACUAUCUUAUGUAAUGAGUUCUCAGGUUGCAACGGUUUGUUAAGCACAUGUAAGCUUAACGACAAUACUGUAGCGAGAGAGAGUCUCUCGGGAGACUAAACAUAGCCACAAGUGGUGGUCAACCAAUGUAUAUCACUCUGUCUCAUCCCACGAAAUUGAUUGGCUCCCCAUUGUUGUUCUUUCUCUAUUUUCUCCUCUCUUGAUGCAAUUAUUUUUCCUUCCCCUUGAACCUAGUCCUCAACAUGUAGUGCAUCUAGGUACACUUCAAGUUCAUCGUAUUGCUUGAUUACCUUUUGAAUGAAAUAUCUCUAUGUUUGCUCUUCAUAAACUGGGAAAGGGCAUGAAGCGUCCUCAACAUGUAGUGCAUCUAGGUACACUUCAAGUUCAUCGUAUUGCUUGAUUACCUUUUGAAUGAAAUAUCUCUAUGUUU